Elaeis guineensis (African oil palm) is the source of this 1069-nucleotide messenger RNA. RefSeq lists its product as uncharacterized. Lineage: Eukaryota; Viridiplantae; Streptophyta; Magnoliopsida; Arecales; Arecaceae. The record is from RefSeq and is a predicted model, not a curated record.
AUGGUUUGUUUGGGGAAGCUGCCGAUCCGCGUGCUUUCUUUUUACCGGUUGAAGCUUAGUGACCAGCCUCAGAUCUCAGGCAGAUCGGAUCCGGAUUUCGGAGCCAACUUGGUUCGGAUUCUCGCGGCGGGCGAUCAAGCCUAUUUGAUAUUGAUACUGGACGUCUAUCGGAUUCCCCGGGGCAAUCGGACGAAGAAUUCCUGUCAAGCGGAUCGUCCUGACUCCGACGAAUUGAGGGAAAAGCUCUCCACCACCCUUCCGCUCACCCAUCUCCUUCCCUUCUCUCCGUCCAUGGCCAUAAUUAAUCCUGGUGGUUACGCCUGGGCCGUGGCCGCCGGUCUGAACGCCGCCCUGGCCGCCGUCUCUGCGAAGUUCUUCACUUUGCCGCUUUUAAAAUAUGUCCUUGUCAUAUUCUUCAACGUCACAAUGUGGGGAUGCUUUGUGAAUAGCCUUAAAGCCCUCUCAUCUCUGCAAGCUACAGUCACAAACUUCGCUACAAAUUUUGUAUCAUCAGGUCUAGCAGGAUACUUUCUUUUUGAGGAGCCGCUACCUUCUCGGUGGUUUGCAGGUGCUGUUCUUAUCAUACUUGGUGUUUUCAUCCUCAGCCAAUCCAACAUCAAAACAAAGCCAAGUUCAGAUUAGACAAACUGCGUACUGUCAAGUUUCCUGUUUCAUCCUCUAGAAUCUCUCUUCAGUGAUGAAUAUGGUUUCAUUGACAGCUUGAAAUUUCAUCAGCUGAAAAGAACAGGAAAAGCCUUUUUUUUUUUAAUGAAUCUGGAACAAUGGAGGGAACACAAUUCCAUCCAUCAAUUGAUAUAUAUAACUUAAGAUCUGUGCAUGUAAUAGGUGCUACUACCAUGUUUAUUGGCCUGCAUGGAGCAUGCAGUGCUUAGAUGGCCUCAGCUGUCGUUGUUUUCUUUUCUUUCCUCAAGUUUCUUUGAAAGCAAACACUGUAAAGCCUUAGUUAGACCAGAACAAACUAGUUUUUGGCAUGUUCCGAAUAUGCAAUGUCUUGAAGAGGAUAUUACCAUAUUUUCAAGGGGAUAAUUCUCCUGCAUGUCAUUUUCUA